Molecule: messenger RNA, 2145 nt
Organism: Xylaria bambusicola
Lineage: Eukaryota; Fungi; Ascomycota; Sordariomycetes; Xylariales; Xylariaceae
Product: HET-domain-containing protein
Exons: 4
Coding region: 1-2145 (714 amino acids)
Source: RefSeq, a predicted model, not a curated record
AUGUCUGACUAUUCGGCUUGGACGACAAGCCAAGACGGCAUCAGAGUUCCACCACUUCAGCCAAUUCCGUCAGACAUUGUCAAACCCGACGAUGCGCUUUGCGAUAUCUGUCAGACCCAAAACUUUAUCGACCUAGGCAAGAUCAUUGACGUCCGUAACCGACCAAACUGUCCCUUCUGCCGCCUUGCGCUAGCAGCUAUUGGCGGUUCUCGUGUUCCAAAUGAGAAGAACGGCGAGCCCGUUAACCUCGAGGUUAGCGUUAUGACGAACGAUGAACCCGGCGAAAAUAGAAACACGCGGUCAACACGCGUCCUAAUGCCCUCGGCCUCAGCAGGUGAUCAAUACGUCGACGAGGCUGCAGUGUUCCCUCAGAUAGUGCUUGUGGCCAACGAUCACCCCGCGGCCGCGACAUCCCUGAUUCGUCCUGUCUGUAGGGAGAAAAUUGACUUCACGAUGGUGAGCAACUGGAUUGAUAUAUGCGAGGCCCUGCAUGGAGAUGAGUGCAGGAAAAGACCAGGCAUGGAUGAUUUCCCAGAGCAUCCUGCAACAAUUCUGAGUGAAUUUCGCCUUAUCGAUGUCGAGCUGGGAUGCCUAGUUAAUGGAACGAGCGACUGCAAGUAUGUCGCACUGAGUUAUGUCUGGGGUCGGGCUAACGUUCUACUUGCUGGCUCCAAUAACAUCGAACGUCUCGAGAAGCCCGGCGCCUUCAAUACACCAGAGUUCAGAGCUCAAGUACCUCAGACCAUCAAAGAUGCUAUGCAGGCCACUAGGGGAAUAGGCAUCCGAUAUCUAUGGGUAGAUGCGCUAUGUAUCAUCCAAGACGAGAACUACAAGGAGAAAUUGCCGCACAUCAAGCAGAUGAAUCGCAUCUAUGAGACAGCAGAGCUAGUCAUCGUGGCUAUGUCCAGCAGCGACGCAGGGUCUGGGCUGCCAGGCGUGCGCCCCUGGACGCGCGAUGUCGACCAACACAUCGAGCAGAUAACGCCCCAGCUCCGACUCGGCCUCCGAACUUCGUACGGGAAUGACAGUGUCGGACGCGUCUACCAGACUCGCGGCUGGACGUACCAGGAAACUUGCUUCGCCCGUCGGCAACUGAUAUUCACAGGGGGCCAAGUCGUUUUUGAAUGCAAGUAUGCCAGCAACUGGAGCGAGGACAGGGUCGUCGAGGACCGGAGUUACGUCUUGCACGAGACCGAGAACGGCGGAUCAUCGAGCUGGGACGGCGACGACGACAUACGAUCCUACGAAGCCCCCGUCCAGAAUUACUCUGACCGCACGCUGUCCUUCCCUAGCGACAUAUACAAUGCAUUUGCGGGAGUCGCGCAGCGCAUACGGGACCUACUAGGGACGGACUUAUGCCAUGGGAUCCCGCCACAGUACUUCGACUGGUGUCUUCUCUGGGACCCAUUGAACAAGCCCACACGCCGCCAGGGAACGCCGAGUUGGUCUUGGAGUGGCUGGGAGGGGGGCGUGUUCCCGCGUAUUUGGGAUUGGUAUAAUCCCAAGACGCGCCGUAUCCAGAAUGCGCUUAAGGCGCGGACAUGGAUUAUCUGGUACCAGCGUGCCGCGCACGACUCGACCGAGUGUAGGCUUGUCUGGGAUUCAAGACCGAGAGAUGAAAAGGCUCGUGAUGCAAGAAACUUCUACGGUGGAAAGGUUCGGACUAGAUUCUCGAUGGACUGCUCGCGGACGCAGCCAACAAAGCGAAGAGUAACAGGGGCAGCGUCUUACUAUCCAGAUAUAUUAUGCGAUACACCAGGCUCUGGAUUUCUACAAUUCUGGACGGUGUCAGUGCAGUUCCAGCUCGACAAAUCUGUAUCUGAAGCUGGUCACAGUUGGCUCCGCGGACACACUGUCCUGGGCAUCUUUGGUAGUAACAAGCGAGAGCUAGGGACUAUUGCGGUUGCCGACGCGUGGUUAGCUGAAUCCCCCAGUCUUCCUCUCGCACGAGAGUUUAUAUUGCUGUGCGAAGGGAGAGACGAGAGACCAGAUGACGGUGAAUAUGAUGCAGAGCCCGGUUGGAAAUACAAGGUCAUGCUCCUUGAGUGGCAUGGCGACUAUGCGGAGCGCGUCGCUGUAGGAUCGAUCAACAAGGGCCAUGAGCUGGAGGGCUCACCGACGUGGAAAGAGAUAAUUCUCGGGUAA